This is a messenger RNA of Chroicocephalus ridibundus (black-headed gull), 3526 nucleotides long. RefSeq names its product centrosomal protein 57 (gene CEP57). Bases 63 to 1559 code for a protein of 498 amino acids. Gene Ontology annotation, cellular component: centrosome. The transcript has 11 exons. Gene Ontology annotation, molecular function: gamma-tubulin binding; microtubule binding; identical protein binding. NCBI's taxonomy places the organism in Eukaryota, Metazoa, Chordata, Aves, Charadriiformes, Laridae. The record is from RefSeq and is a predicted model, not a curated record.
GUCGAUCGGCGCGAAAGGAGUGCCUUAAAGGGACAGGCGCGAGCGUGGGGCCCCCGGCCGACAUGGCGGCGGCGCGCGGUCUUCAGCGCACGGAUGAUCUGCACAAAACUCAUAACUCUGCAUCAGCCACAGAUGGACUCUCGGCAGCUUCAUUUAUAGAAUAUCCAAAGUACAAGCCAUUUAUUAAUUCAGAUUUGCUGCGCUCCCCACGGAAACCAGUGAUUCCAUAUCCUGAAAGCAACAGCAGAGCAAUAUUUUCUGCUCUGAAGAACCUCCAGGAAAAAAUUCAUCGACUGGAGUUAGAACGGCUUCAGGCAGAGGAGAACGUAAAACACCUCAGCAGAGAAACAGCAGACUAUAAAAAAGUGCUGAGUGAACAAAUGCAACACAAAGAGCAUGACAAGACUGAAGUGUCAAAGAAAAAUCAAGAACUGGCUUCUCAGCUGGCAGCUGCUGAGUCUCGGUGCAGCCUUUUAGAGAAACAGCUGGACUACAUGAGAAGAAUGAUCCAGCAUGCAGAAGAUGAGAAGUCGCAUCUCUUGGAGAAACAGGGUUCGUUGGAGAGAGAUCGGCUGCUUGAUCAAUCACAUGUUCAGUCUAAGUUGGAAAAGCUGGAUAUGCUGGAAAAAGAGUACAGCAGACUUACUACCAUGCAGUCCAUAGCAGAGAAAAAAAUGAAAGAGCUGGAACAGAAGCUUCAGGAGGAAGAACACGCGAGGAAGCUUGUCCAGGAAAAAGCAGCUGAGCUUCAGACAGGCCUGGAAACCAACAGACUACUGAUUCAAGCAGCAUCACCAUUGCUUUCUCCAAAAGCAAGAAAGCCCAGGAAGAAAACUAAGCAGCCAGAGAAGAAAUGCUCUCAUACAAGCCAUCUCACUACGCAGCCCCAUUACAGACUGUGUCUGGGUGAUGUACCCUUUGUAGCUGGGAAGUCUACCAGUCCCAGUCAUUCAGUUGGUGCCAACGUGCAACAUGUCCUACACCUGAUGAAACAGCACACGAAAGCUUUGUGUAACAGUCGUGUGGUAAAUGAUACUCCACUGGCAAAAUCUAUCAGUACUGGUCAUCCUGCCAGCAAAAGCAGAAAGUCAUCUCUGCCAAAGGAGUCUUCUUCAUCCCAGGAAGAGCUCUCAGAAGUGUUGCUGACACUACAAGAUGAAUUUGGACAGAUGAGUUUUGAUCACCAGCAGCUGUCAAAGCUUGUCCAGGAAGCCCCAACCAUUGCUGUGAGGGAAGAUCUAGAGAGGGAACUUGAGGUGCUGGUGGGAAAGAUGGAAGCAAAGGCAGACCAGAUCAGCAAAGUCCGGAGGCAUCGGUUGCAGCUAGAGAGACUUAAAAGAGAAUGCAAGUCCAAAAAGACUUCUGCUAAACAAAUAAAAGACAGCAGGUUCCCCGUGAGUGAGGUUAAAGUAACAACUACAGUAACCACAAAGGGAAAGAAUGCUGGUCCCAUCAAGGUGAAACCUGGAGAGAAGAGUCGGAAAAAUCUUCAGUUGUUGAGAGACAUGCAGACCAUACAGACUUCGCUACAGAAAGACGAUAUCAGCUGGGACUACUGACUCUACUGCAGGAGAUGUUCUCAAACCAUCCCAGUCAAACUUUCUCCCAUUCUGGAUAUGAAGCAGCUGCCUUUCUUGCUGUGUGAAAGAGACUACUGGAUGUGAAGUGCACUUUUGAAAUACGAGCCCUUAACUCUCCAUCCCUGAGUGUGAUUGUAUAUAUUAUGGUCUAGCUUAAAAGACAUUUCAUUUUUAAGGUACUCAGCCACCAAAUCUAAACGUAGGUCUCCACCAGUUCCUUUCGUGUUAUGGCUCCAGCAGUCCCUCCAGUUUCAGCACACCGAGCACCAUGGGUUGGUGUGUGUGAAAUGCCAGUGCGAUUUCACGCUGUUGUUGAACUGUGCAGUGGGAGGCUUCUCAUGAUGCGUCUUGUUUGAAAAUGAUGCUGUGACCUGAAGUCUGAAGGGCUUUUCCCAGUUCUGUUGUGCGUGCAGCUGCAGUUACUCGAGCCCUGAGAGAGUCUUAAGGGAGAACAGGUAAACCCUUGGAAAGGUGUCCUGCGUAGCUCUCCUCAAAAAGCUUUCCUAGUUCUUGUUCUGCUGCAUUGCAUUACUCAGCAUUAAUGGCAGGGGAUGUUUGAGUACUCAAAAAAGGAGCAAAAUAGUUUUUCCAAAUUAUUUUCCUUAAUAAUUCAUUAAAUUCAAGUCUAAAGAGGGAAAUUUUUCUUCACAACUGUACUUUAUGAAGAAGCAAAAGGACAGGGAAUAAUAACCCAUCUCCUAGUCUGCAGCUUUGGGUGGUAAAGGCAUGAGAUAAACCACAAGUGUUUUAAAUUGCAAGUGCCUCAAUCAUGCCGUUCAGCCCUGGCAUCUUGCUUUUAACUUUAAAUAUGUGCUUUGAUGAGCUAUCUACUUCAGUAGUGGUGCAAUUUGAUUUGCACUCUGACUUGCACAGCUGAGUAAAUGUUAUUUAUUAUGUUAAUAAUGUAAAGAAUUUCCGAUUAAUGGAAUGUACAGAAGACCCGGACUACCCAUUUAUACAGCUGAGAAAUAAAGCCAGCUUGCCUGUUGAAUGAGUUGUGGGAAAGCUGCACUUCUCUAAAUUACCUCAGUGUUUGCAGCACUGUGCCCCCUCCAGUGUGCUUUCUGUGGUGACGGGAUGUCCUCCUGGUCAGGGAGGUGAAUGUGAGCCGCUGGCAAGCUGCGGUUAAGGUGAGGGACAGGGUUGUCCACCCUUGCCUGUAGCUAAUGGACGGGGAACUGUAGGGUCAACACAGGCAGAAGGGAUUUCGGCUAUCUGUAGGUGAUCCACCUUGCUUGUCUUCUUGCAUCUGAGGCACAGAAAGCUUUAGAGAAGCUUUAGGGGAGAAGGCAGAAGCUGUUAUCCAGGCCUGGCACCCCCCUUAACUUUGUUUAUGUGAGGGACAUGGGCUCUGUGUAGCUGGAGUAACCCCUUGGAGAGCAGCUCAUCCUGGAGGUUCCUAAAGACCGGAGCUGAAAGUACACUUGGUAAUUUCGCUUGGGAAGAGCCUCUGGGGACGAGCUUGCUCAAAGAUGGGUUAAUGUCAGCAUUACCUCAGGCUGCCUUAGAUGAGUUGAUGAUGCAGCUCCUCAGUGAUGGAGGGCUUAGGACUAUUUUAGGCUCCCUAUGCGCUGCAUACAGUGAAUGAGGUGCCCACGUUGGCAUUAAGCCUAGUAGGGGUGAGAGCAAGGAGCAGGCAUUGAUGCCAGAUCAUCCAUGAAUUUGGGCUUAACAGGAGUUACGUAGAAAAAUGCGAAUAUUCCUUUUACACAGACGUUACUGUGGUAAUGAACUGUAGAGUGCAGAAAUUAUUUGAUUUUUUUUUAAAUUGUGAAAGUAUUUUUGUAAUAUUGAGCAGCUAAACACUGUAUCUGUAUUAAUACUGGUCUGUAUAGGAUAAGAGAAACUUGUCCAGAGAUGAAUUUUGUUUUCCUGUCACUCUAAAUCUCAGAGUUUGAACAUCAGCAUCUUCCAAGACCAUCUGUAUAAGAAUGAGAGAGAUUUAC